Messenger RNA from Scutellospora calospora, 709 nucleotides. The record is from the annotation of a GenBank genome assembly. Lineage: Eukaryota; Fungi; Glomeromycota; Glomeromycetes; Diversisporales; Gigasporaceae.
AUUCGAGCUUGUUGAAAAAGAAUUAAGAAAAUUGGUUUAUGAAAUUUCUUUUCCUAACAAUAUAAAUAAACUUGAAAAUUUUAUAUUGUCUAAACUUAUUAAUCCGGAAACAACAAAUGAACAAAUUAUUGAAUUGAGAAAAUUUUAUCAUGAAAUUCGAAACAUUCACGAAUUUCAAAAUUAUCAAGAACAUUUUAAAAAUACUGAAAAUAAAUCUGUGCCUGGUUUUUCAUUGACUGAAAAAUCUUCAACUCUACCAGAUUGUAACAAAUGUGAUGAUGAUGUGCCUAAUUUUUCAUCGAUUGAAAAAUCUUUAACUCUAUCCAAUUGUAACAAUAAUCAACAAGAAAAGCAAUCUAAAGUAAAUAAUCCUGUAAAUAAAACAUCUCGUGAGAAAAAAAGGAAGCCGAAUGCUAAAAGCUCAUCAUCAAAUAAUCGAAGAAGAAAUGUCAAGAACAACCUUCCUGGAAUAAUCAAAAUUUAUCCUAAAACAAUAAAAGGCUGUUACGAGAUGGAUAAAUUUGAUUCUAAUGAUAAUACUUGGUACAAUUCCACUUCUUCUUCUGUUAUUCAUUCUUUAUUCAAUAUUGACUUUCCUUUGAAAGAUAAUAUUUUACUUGACACACAACAACAACAUUUCUAUUCAAAUGACUCUACAACAUUCGGUUUUAAUCAUUAUGAGAACUCAUUUUUAUAUUAUCCCAUGUAA